AGCGAGUAAGCGAGUGAUAAAAAUUGUAGAAAUUUCACGGACUUUGUAAUAUAUUAAUUACACCUAAGAUAUGCCCACUAUGAACUGAAAUGAGUCCCUUUGCUAGUACGAAAUGAAUGUGAUACUGAAUUAUCUUUAAAUAUGGAACUGUCCGGCUCGGGGAAAUCCCCAAACGCCUCGUUGUCCUUUAGAUACAAUGCUAACAAUGAGGAACUGGAAGAGUUGUACCACAUGUGUGAUGAUGAUCCCCCUACACCCCAAAAUGACCCUCCCAGUAGUCAGAACGAAACCGCGAGUCCGAAGAAAGCAGAUAAAAGCUCAUCUAUACUAGACAAAUAUUUCAAAUCAAUGAGAACAGAAAAACCGCCAGAUAAAGAAACUGAUGAUCCAAAAUCUGAGCCCAAACCUGUAGAUGACACUAAACCAGCUGUUCCUCCCAAAGAAGUAACAUCAUCUCCUAUGAAAGAGUAUUUAAACCGUUUAGGAAAGCGGACUACUACUUCAGAAGGCUCCAUUGAUGCUAAAGAAAGCUCCAAUGAAACUUGGAAGAUCUUCCAUGACUUUAAGUUCAAAAUAGCACAAGCUGUUGAGGAUAUUAAAACUCGUUCUGUAGAAGAAACAAAAGAAAAAUCAGUGCCAAGAGAGAAUUCUACAUCAGAUUCAGAAGAAAACUCUGCCAUCAAAGACUCUGAUCAACAAAGUGUUGGAGAUACUGACAACCAGGUAUCAUCUCUUCACAGUAGCAUUCAGAAUCUUUCUGAAAUCACGCAGCCGGUCACGGCCAAGCCUACCGACCUCGAGUCGAGUCUUCCUUUAGAAAAAAAUAAUUCGGAAUCCAGUGAUGAUACACAUAAGAAUUUAGCCAGUGAAUCAGAAAACGGUACGGGAGAUUUACUAGAUGACAGCAGUAUGUUAGAAGUGGAGUCUGGCGUCGAAGCCCUGGAGGACACCAACAUCGACGCGCUCGGAGACGUCAACCUGUACAAAGACUCUGAGGACAAGAACCCUCCCGUCCUGAACAUCCUCCCCUGUACCGUACAGAGGUCAAUCACCCCCACAAAUUUCGGAUCCCCACUAAGCAAAAAUAGUAUACCAACAGAAACUCCUAGGCACUACUUCUUUAAUUUCACAAUGUAUAUUCUUACUUUUUUACUAAUUGUUAACUACCUCCUAUUCCCUAACUCCCACGCCUGGAAUGGGUUCCUGCUCGGCGUAUGGACGGUUACAUUUGGAAGCAAUUUGAAGCAGUGGGUUUUAGCCACUUAUUUUAGUACUGACAAGGAGCCUAGAACUAGCUUUUUUCAGUUUAAGCGCAGCAGUGCUGUACCGUACACGUACAGUGUUCCUAAUGUUAAAGAGCAUAGACCAAUGAAGAAACAUGAGGGAUGGAUAAACCAUUAUAGGUUUCAUGAAUAUGAUGCUUACACGUAUCACAUCAACAAAACAACAACCGCAUUUAUGAAAUUAGAAGGCUGCAAUUUAAGGAUAUCUUACACAAAGACAAAAAUAGCGAAGAGAGCGCUUUGGGAUGAAAAAAUAGACAAAGUAGUUUUCUACCAGCAUAGAUUGUAUAAUUUAACAGGAGCCAAAGUAUUCCUGCUGCCAAAUGGACUUGUCAGUAAAAGACAAUGGAGCAAAAAAUAUCCCAUAUGUAUCACAUUAAAUGAAAAUGAGACAAUACAAGUACUUGAGAAAGAAAAUCUGCCCGAGAAAAAACCUGGUGAAGCAUCAGAGAGUAAAAAGAAGGAACAAGAGUCAGAGACCACCGAAUCUAACACCAGCCCGGAAAAGAAGAAGAGAUUUGUAUGGAGAAAGAAAGAAAAAAGCCUUUCACAAGAUGCAGAGACGCCUGGGAGAGAAGGUCUGCGUCAUCGGCUCGUCAGAAAAAUGCAUAGAGAAAAAAAACCGGAUAACGUGUCCACCGCCACAGAACCAGACAGCCAAACGGAAAAAACUUUACAAGAAGAAUUGAACGAGGAUGAGCUGACCAGUGCGCCCGCCAACGGCAAAGACGAAGUCCUCGACGACGAUCUGGACGAGACCGAGAUUUCCAGGCUGAAGGAGUUUUUGGACGAAACUGAGCCGGAGACAGUAGAGGGCGCGGCGGAAGGGGAGUGGAGCUUACACGUGAAACAUUCUAAAGACAAGCACUCACGGCUGUUUCUGUUCGCGAGGACGGGUCGCGACAAACUUGAGUGGUUCCGACGAAUACACCAGGCUAUAGCGGAGGCGAAUCCGUCACUCGAGUCUUCCGUCGCUGAAGACAAUUGUACGAGCGAUCUCGCGCCCGACACCAAGGAGGGCAUAGAGAUGGCCGUCUACAAAGUUUCUGAGAAGGAUACCGUCUCCUUCCCGAAGCCCAAUAACAAAGCUAAUCCAGUGCCGUCGGAAAUUCCUACUACCGUUACGGAUUGGAGCUCGUAUGAGAAAACGUUUUGGCCAUAUCUAAUAAAAAUCAUGCAGCCUAAAUCAGCUCCGUCCACGUGCGACUGCCGAGUGCUGCCCGCCGAAGUGUCGUGGGUGAACACGGUGCUGGCCCGAGUCAUGUACGACGUCAUGAGGGACCCGCACAUCAUGAUGCGAGUGCAGAACAGGAUACAGAGGAAACUUAACACGCUCAAGCUACCUUCGUUCAUGUCGCCGCUGGUGGUGACGGAGCUGUCACUAGCAGGCGCGUGUCCGCUGGUGGAGCGCGUGGGCGGCGUGACGUGGGACGAGCGCGGCGUGUGGCUGGACGCCGACCUGCGCUACGACGGUGGCGCCACCAUCACCAUCCUCACCAACAUCAACCUGAUGAAGCUCAAGGAGAAGAACCUAACAUUGGAAGAAAAGCUAUUACUGACUGAAGAGCACGUAGUGGAGAACGAUCACAUAGUUUUGGGGACCGGAAUGUUCUCCGAAAAGCAGCUACGGAAACGCAAGCCCGCCAUAUUCGACAGCGAGGUGGAAGACUCGGCGGAAUCUUCUAGUGACGACGAGAGCCCGCCUGUACAGCCCGUGGACAGCAACGAGGCGAUACAAACGCAGGAGCUUGCAUCGGCGACGUCAGAGAGCGGUUCAUCGAAAAAGAAGUUCCUGAGAAUGGUUGAUAAGAUAUCUACAAAUAAAUACUUUCAGCAGGUAACCGACUUCAAAUACGUGAAACGAGCUAUGGAGGGCCUGUCGAACACGGACAUCAAGCUACAAGUAGAGAUCCAAGGGUUGGAGGGAAGGCUAGCUCUAAACCUGCCGCCGCCGCCUCACGACAGAUUAUGGAUUGGUUUCCGCACGAACCCGCAGCUGGUGCUGAAGGCGCGGCCGGCGGUGGGCGCGCGCACGCUCCGCUUCGCGCACAUCUCCAACUGGAUCGAGCACAAGCUCAGCAAGGAGUUCGAGAAGGUGCUGGUGCUGCCCAACAUGGAGGACAUCGCCGUCGACGUCAUGACCCCCACGCCCGUCUUCGCUGAAUCCACUUAGAAUCGGUGGUGCUGGUGCGUAUAAACUAGAGUAUUAUGUCAAAUAUGAUGGACGGGACGACUGCAGUAUAAAGGAUAUCUCGGUAGUUACGUCCGAGAUGGUGCGCUUCUAAGUGUCAGUUACACCAAACCGUUAAAACAUUCGUAAGUUUUUAUUUUAUGGCGAGUACCAUAGUCCACUGCCGAUUGUCGUUGAUCAGUCCACUAAUUGACUCUAAUAAGCUCAAAUCAUGGCACAUAGUUCGGUGCAUAUAGCUUCUAAUUGUCCGAAGAACAUGGUAUCGAGCCAGCCUCGAAUUGGCACUAUGCUGGUGUAUUUCUAGUAAUCAUUUAUAUGUAGUUCAUGUACCGACCACUUUGUCUCAUAUAUCCGACGGCGGCGGUUGAAGGGUUAUUAGCGAAGUAUGAAUACAUUUUAGUGCCAAAAGCGCGUUUAGAAUAGAAUGAAUAAAGGAAGGGUGCAAUGCCAAGACACGUAUUUUUUUUUUCUUAUAUUUACACCAUUAGAAUUAUAAAGGUCUUAAUAACAAAUUAAAGAAAAUAAAUGUUCUACUUUAUUGGGUUGAAUUAAAUUUCGUAGUUAGGACCUUUUUAUUGCAAACGGUGCAAUUGAAUUGUACCGUUCUGAUGCCAUUAUUUUGCCAUAGCUUGGCACUGACUGAUCAUUUCUACCAUUACAGUGUUUAUAUACUAAGAUCUUUCAUGCGUUUUGCAAUCUUCUUAAUAUAAAAUGGUAAUUUUUUUUCGUCUGUGGCAUUGCUGUAGGUUUUGUAGGCGGCUGCUCAGUGCUCAGGCUUAGGUAUUUGGCUGAGAUUAGAGAUGGGGCGAAUAUGGAGUUUGCCGAAUACGAAUAUUCUGCCGAAUGUUCGGCUCAGAUCGUACCGAGUUGAAUAUUCGGCCUAAUUAUUUGGUUCAUCGGUAUCAUUCUAAGACACCAUUUAUGCAUGAAUUACAUUAGCAGCUAAAGAUAAAUUGUUUUCAAGGUAAUAUCCUAGAACCAAACUGGCCAAAAGGCAAGGGAUACGCAAAAAAGUUUUAACACCCUCCAAAUAAUCAAAACUUUCUAUGGAUUCAACAUGUCUCAUCAUGUUAUGUUUUAAUGACAACGCGAAAACGUAACCUGAUGGAAGAAAGUAUUUGAAAAGUUCCGGAGGCAUACAUUUUACUGCAAGACAAACAUAAUAAAAAGUACUUAUUUGCCGAAUAUUCGGCACUAUUAACCGAAUAGUUCGGCCGAAUACGAACAUUGGAAAACUAGCCGAAUACCGAAUAAUUACCGAAUAUUCGGGCCAUCUCUAGUUGAAAUUCCGGUAUAGGAAAUAGUAGCUGAGGCCUUUAGCUAAAUUUAACUUUCUUCCACUCAAAUAAUGAAAAUGUUUGAUAAAUGAUAUCAAAUGGACAAAAUUGGGAGUUAUUUACCUAUGCUGGGCAAAUGUUAUUGUUAUCAAAACAAUAAUUUUCCAGUGCAACCUUCGAAACAGAUACUCGUAAUAUGUAUGAAAUGCUGAUUUAGAUUAUGAUAAUUUUCCUUAUAAUUCUGUCCUGAGUCCUGGGUCGAUAAGGUGGGAAAUACAUACCGCAUAUAAAUUAGGGCCGAAGCUAAUUAGAAGAACUUAGACCGCAUCAAAAACAAUUAUUGCACUGGUUAUACUAAUAAAAUUUAGCACAAGCGUAGUUAUGUUGAAUGGUUCGUUUUAACAUAAAUGAGCCUAAAUAAAUGAUUUAUUUCAUCCGGUGUAUUUAGAUUUUUAUAGGCGUUCUAUAAAUAAUACUUAAGCUGUGAUGUAAUUAAUGCUUAGCAAUGAACGCAAACUACUAAAACACAAUUUUCGUAAUAUUUGUGACGUUUUCAAGCAAAAGAUUAUUAAUUAUGUCAAUAAGGCGUUACUGCCGUCAGGACGCGUAAAAAUGCACCCUUGACGAUAAUCGACCAUUCAGGAUGCCUUUUGCUAGAAAACAUAUAGUUGGUCAAACCAAAUUGUCAGUAAAUAAGAACAAAAAAUCUAUACUCAUCCUCAUCUUUUGGGUGCUAGUACUCGUGUAAGACAAAGAUAGUAUGAUUCUCUCUGUCUAUGUUGGAAAUGAAACAGUCCUUUGACAAACUAUAUUUAAAAUAUCCAAUUGUGUUUUAUUCAGGAAUGGGAACCCUAAGUAUGCAGGCAUUCACGUAAUUUGCGUACGUAAGCGCUUGCUGUACCAACUUAAUUUCUGUCAAUAUGUAUUAUGCAAAUGUCUAAAACCAAUCAAUGUAAAUAAUUAGAUAUUCCGGGGAAGUGCAUUUAUACCCUGAUCGUAGUUUGAUAAGUCAGAAUCUUUUCCAAAGUAUUAUUUUUCUAUAACUGGAGGUGUAAUGAUAUUUAAUUGGACAGGGCGGGAGUAACCGUCAUCGUCAUCGAGCUUCCUCGGUCGGUACUAGUUAUUAUUCUGACAAUAAUCCGUUAUUUGCACUCAAAAUUAUAUAAAUGUUCUUUUAUGAGAAAUGUAGAUAGUGCGACCCUAUCACGAUCAAGAUUUCCUCUAUUGGGCAUUUUAUAGUCGAUUUUAUUGACGAAGUCAGUGAAGCGAAAAAGGAUUAUAGAAGAAUGAAAGUGUUAGUGAAGGAAUUAGUAGACAGAAAGAAAGACGAACAGAAAGAUAAAAUGGAAGAAAGGCUCUCUCAAGAUUUCCAAACAAAUAUAAAGUUUUUCUGGAAGUCCGUUCGUUUAGCCAGGGGUAACACCCAGAAUUCUGAGCUAAAGUCAAUAAAAGACAAGAAUGGAAGAUUAGUGAAUGAGGAAGAAUGCAUCUUAGAAAGAUGGAAAGAGUAUUUUGAAAGUUUGUUUGAUAAAGAGAAGGCAAGCACGUCAAUUUUGGAGUUGAAUGAAAGCAUUGAAAACGUGUCGGAGAACGAAGAUAGUAUUAGCAUGGAUGAAAUUGUGAAAGCGUUGAAAGGAAUGAAAUCAGGGAAGGCUGCAGGGUAUGAUAGAGUUUCUGUCGAGAUGCUGAAAGCUGGACAAGGCAUUGUAGCAAGUCAGUUGUACCGCCUUUUCAAUAUGUGCUUCAGAACCGGUCAAGUGCCCAGGGACUGGUGCAAGGCCGUCAUUGUACCUCUUUACAAAGGAAAGGGAUCACAACUGGAUUGCAAAAACUACAGAGGCAUUAGCUUAC
Molecule: messenger RNA, 6602 nt
Organism: Cydia strobilella
Lineage: Eukaryota; Metazoa; Arthropoda; Insecta; Lepidoptera; Tortricidae
Product: testis-expressed protein 2
Exons: 20
Coding region: 142-3456 (1104 amino acids)
Cellular component (GO): endoplasmic reticulum
Molecular function (GO): lipid binding
Source: RefSeq, a predicted model, not a curated record